Molecule: messenger RNA, 901 nt
Organism: Nematostella vectensis (starlet sea anemone)
Lineage: Eukaryota; Metazoa; Cnidaria; Anthozoa; Actiniaria; Edwardsiidae
Exons: 5
Coding region: 175-771 (198 amino acids)
Source: RefSeq, a predicted model, not a curated record
AUUAUAAUUGUUAUAAAUACACAAAGCACAAGCUUGAAUUAAAAAGAAACGAAGAACUUGUUUGGAGUGGCUGGUACCUAUGAUCGUAAGAGCCGAAUAGCUGCUAAUCAAUGCUUGAUCGUAAGAGGCGAGAAGCCAAUCAAAGCUUGAUCAAAAUGGACAAAUUGACAAUCAAUGCUUGAUCAUUUAAAAAGCUACACAAGUAUGGUGCGAAUAACACAAUUGCUGAUGUCAUUUCUGGCUAUGAUUCUUGUUGCCAAGGGCAACUGCUUAUCAAGCGUCCCGCCGGGCUCAUCGAUGGAUCCGCAAAUCAAGGCCGUGAUGGACUGGUGCGGGAACUUCACAGGUCACGUGAACACGGUGAUGGGGAAGCUUCAUCAAAUAUCAUUUAAUAAAUCAAACGCUCUGAUGUCAUCAGGAUUAAAGGAGAGUGCAAGACUAGAGUUUGAUCGCCGAGACUUGUCCAUAUACGCCCUUCUUUUUGACGAGCUGACUCCGGGCGCGACACACCCUCAAGGAAAACUACUUGAGAAGUGCAUCAAAACGAACCGAGCAAUGUUGGAAUCAAUCAUCGUGAACAUCAGGCUAGCGGAGCUGUAUCUCGAUGGAAGCAUUCUGCUACCUCCAUUCACGACUACCAGCACCCAGCUUCGCUAUGAGGACCUGGCAGGAGAUAUGGGGUCCCUCAAGGCACAAUUUAGGGGCCUUGCUAUAUUGAUAGGAAACCUUUACGUUACUCAAAUUAUUAGUCCUGUAAUAAAAGUGAAAUAGAAAACUAAAAUGUAAACGUCUGUAGGGUACUUAGAGGCUCGUUUUUGUGCUAUUUAAUGUAAUAAUGAUUUAGAUGGUAAAGAUAGUUGAUUUUAUUGUGGUGGUUCCAAUAAAUUAUGUCUAAAAUAAA